CCACAUUGUGCCACUGUUUACAUGGCUAAACCGUCCAGAUGCCACACACUCUGGAGCCCGUCUAAAGCCACGGACCCUGCUCUGGUCCUGGGGCCGGCCCCGGGGCCCUCACUGUGGUAUGGCCCACUGGCCGCUGCUGCGGGCGCCAGGCCUGCGUCCAUCCGCGUGCGCCCCGUGGCCUGCUCCUGACCACCGUGGCUUGCCAGGGCCCGGGGCUCCGCUCCCUGCAGGUUCCUGUGCCCGGCAGGCGGGCUCAGAAGCAGAUUCCUGGCACGGUUGUGAGAAGAAAAGAAAGCUCUCUAAAUGCUGGCACGGACGUGGGUUUGCUUUCCAGAUUCAGAGUGGCAGCCCGGCACUGACGACUUGCAUUGUACGCUCUGCUGUGCGUUGGAGCCCUGUCCCAGAUGAAAGACGGCAGUGGAGGGGGUGUUUUCUUUCAUCAGACUGAUUGGACUUGGACAGUUACGGUGUCUUUCUGAAACAACUUUCAGAUUAACCCUUUCUAAACUUUGUAAUGCUAAAGGAAAGGAAGGAAUAAAAAUUCUUAUUUUCCCUCUUUUUUUUUCACCACACCCAUCUGGCUCCUUUCGGGGAUCACUCCUGGUCGGGCUCCUGAGAACUGUGUGUGGUGCUCGGGAUCCAACCCGGGUCAUCUGCGUGCAGGGCACGUGCCUCUCCUGCUGUACCUAUCUGGUCCGGAAAAGCCUGUGACUGUUACUUUAUUUUAAAAAAUCCUUGAUGCUUAUUCAAAUGCGAGUUAUCCAGACUUUUUGUAUCUGCAUUGUCUAAAAGACUUUCAGCUGAACUCUCAUCUCUCAACACUGGCAAAUAUUCAUAAGAUCUAUCACACCCUUAAUAAGCUAAAUCUAACAGAAGACAUUGGCCAAGACGAUCACCAAACAGGAAGCGUGCGGUCUUGCACUUCUUCAGACCGCUUUAGUAAAGUGAUGCCGCCGCGGAAAAAGAGAAGACCUGCCUCUGGAGAUGACCUCUCUGCCAAGAAAAGCAGACAUGAUAGUAUGUAUAGAAAAUAUGAUUCAACGAGAAUUAAGACAGAAGAAGAAGCCUUUUCGAGUAAGAGGUGCUUGGAGUGGUUCUAUGAAUAUGCAGGUACUGAUGAUGUUGUAGGUCCGGAAGGCAUGGAGAAAUUCUGUGAAGACAUCGGUGUGGAACCAGAAAAUGUAGUUAUGCUUGUUCUUGCUUGGAAAUUGGAUGCACAGAACAUGGGUUAUUUUACUCUACAGGAAUGGUUGAAAGGAAUGACUUCGCUACAAUGUGACACAACAGAAAAACUCAGAAAUACUUUGGAAUACUUAAGAUCAUUAUUAAAUGAGUCUACAAACUUUAAACUUAUUUACAGAUAUGCAUUUGACUUUGCACGGGAAAAGGACCAGCGCAGCCUAGACAUAAACACUGCCAAGUGCAUGCUGGGACUGUUAUUAGGAAAAAUCUGGCCCCUUUUUCCAGUUUUUCACCAAUUCUUAGAGCAAUCAAAAUAUAAAGUUAUUAACAAAGACCAGUGGUGCAAUGUGCUAGAAUUUAGCAGAACAAUUAACCUUGACCUCAGCAACUACGACGAAGACGGAGCAUGGCCAGUUUUGUUGGACGAGUUCGUGGAGUGGUAUAAAGACAAACAGAUGUCCUAGGACUUGAUGCAUCACAGCGAGAGAGUUCCUGUUACCACAGUUUUGUCCACCAUUAGCCAUAAAUUGCUGUUUGUAUCAAAGCGCAUGCUGCUUUUCUUGCACUGUCUCCCUUUUGCAGGGACGUGUUGGUGUUUGCUAUUGAAUGGGCCAGCUCUGCCUGCUGUGUAGCAUUGUUCUCUUGGAAGGCUGUUUGCAGGUGUCUUUCCACUACAGAUUGGUGAAUUUGCCAACGUCCUCACUGUGAUUAUGUGUAUAUUGCUGUUUAAAUUUUGUAUAUGUGUAUAAAAGCAAAAGCUUCACCUAGAGAUUAUUUCUGCAAAAAUGUAUUGUAAAAAUAAUUUUGUGGCAUAUUUCUAGUCCCUUUUUUUCAAAUGAACCAAUUCUACUUUAUUUGGUCUCAACUGUAGCAUUUCAGGAAACCAGACAAGAAUGACGGAUACCGUAAGCAAAUGUUGCCAGAAUUCACCAUACUUAAGAGGCCAACUUUUGGAAGGAGGUGGGAGUUGGAACUUUUUGGAGGCAUAUGCCAAAUAUAAUCUGGUUUACUUAAACGGUAGCAUUUUAAAAUGAAAGUUACAAUUAUUUGAACAUAUAAACACAUACCAUGCCACAAAUCCAUCUCCACCAUGCGAGGUAUAGGUUUUUUUUUUUUCCUAAUGUUCAAGCUGUAGUAAUUUGAGUAUAGGUACAAAUAAAUUAAAAUAGCACUUUUUUUUAAAAUGGGGUUUAAAGUCUCAUAAGCUUUCUUUAGUGUCUUUGUUUUGGGGGGUAUUUUUGUUGUUGUUGGUUUUGUUUUGUUUCGGUAUUCCUCUAGUCAGUGUUCGGGCUGCUGACGCUUCCUGUGCCAUCCUGAUGCAGUUGACCGUUGCCUCCUGUAUGAAAACCAAACGGUUUGCUGGCAGCCUGCAAUUGCAGAGCACUUUCAGUCGCGGCUUGAAUCUUUGGUUGAGUGUUCAUGAUGUCUACCUUUCUAGUUUUUGGUUUCCUUGUUUUCUUUCUGUUUUUUUUUCCUUUUUUUUUUUUUUGUCAUGGAAAAAGAGCCUAUAAGUGAGAGGAGAUUUUGUUUUCUUCUUUCUUUUUUUGUUUCUUUCGUGCUAGGCUUUUCCUGGCAGAAUGUCCAUUGCAGGCAGUGGACACGGAACCACCAGCAUUGAGCUAACCCUUACAGGGGAAGGGCCUUUCCUGAAGGCCCGCUCGUCAUUGCCUGAGUAAUUUACACAGAAGGGGGAGAGCCAUUAUUUAUGUGGGUGAGGAAAUAAGAAGAAGCAAGAUGGGUUUGGGGGAGGGGGGAGGGCUUGUAUUUUAUUGUCUCUCUUUUUCUUUUUUUUUUUCCUCGCCCUUGCCUUACCCUUCUUGAGAAAAUGUGUAGAUAGCAUGUUUUUCCCUCAACUAUCUGGUGCUAUUGAAUGACUAAUUUAGUCCCUAAAGUUUUGUGAAAACACAAAAGUCAAAUAUUUUAAACUAAGUCAAAAGCUAAUGGUGCACUUGAACAAGUUGAAUACUAUAUCUAUGUGUGAGCAAGAGCCAUGAUUGGGCAUGCAGUGGUUGGAAGAAGUUUGGAUUAUUUUGAAAUCUGGCCAAAAACAAAUCUGUUGGACUUAAUGUGAACCUUUAAAUGGCAUCAUAUGAGUGAAGCACACAGACAAUGCUACUCUCUCUCUCUUUCUCUCUCUCUCUUCCUCUUCCUCUCUCCACCCCCCCCCGCCAAUCCCCCCCCCCGCAAGCAGUGUUCAGAUUUUCAGAUAUUUUUUUUUCCUAACUGAACCACCAAAGACAGACAUUUUGUAUGUAAUAUACAGUGUGUGUGCAUAUACAAAAAUCAUGAUGUGGUAGAAUCAAAUUAUUUCCUUUUUCUACCAAAUAGAACGGUUUGGUUUGCUGUGAAAUAAAUAAACCAGAAGUUUCAAAAACUCUGUAGUGAUUAAACAUACUUCAUCAUUCCUCGUUUAGGAAUUGUAGACUCACCUUUUACCUUAUAAAUUCCAACCAGUUUGUACAAACGAGUGUCAGAACGGAGACGAUGUUGAUGGCGAAGCAAGCACAGCUCUUGAGACCCGCGUGUCGAGAUGUGAGAUGUACCACUGUGGGGGGGGCGGGGAGUGGGGCACAAAGCAGAGACUGGCCAUCGGCAUUUGGGAUCUGUGGAGAACCAAGCCAGGUUCAUUUCCAGAAAAUAAUCCCAUUAAGUUAAGAAAAAUCACUUGAAAGCAACAGUUCUUGUGUUUUAUCAACUACAGUUUGUUUAGAGCAAACAGAUAAAAUCAUUUUAAAAGUUAUUGUGAGGAAAUGGAGAAUUUUUAAAACACUAAGCACAGUUAAUCCUACAAAUAAAAGCAUUCUUGUGAGGGAGAGUCUACCUUUCAUCUACAACAAGCAUUUCCAUGAUGAAGGGGUGGGAGAGCCCACGUACCUAUCCCAGAGGAUAAUCUUGUGUUAGAAAACUCUAAAUAACGUACUUGAAAAAAUACUGACUCGAAUGCAGACUGCUUAUCCUUCAUCUUCUUGCUUUGAUGCAGUUCCCAGCAAAGGGAGAUAGGAGGGCCGGACAGAGUACCAAGUUCCUUUCUCCAUCUGUCCCUACCUUCCAUAAAAAUCAAGCAAUCAUCAAGCUUAUUUACUGACUAAUGUUAAAUAAAUUAGGGUGCCUUCUUCAACCCUCUUUCUUUUUCCGUUGUGUUUUGAACUCCACAUUGCAAUACUCUGUCGAAAUGGAAUACAGCAUUUAGAUGUUCACUUGCUGCAGUAGGUCAGAAAUUUCAUUAUUUGAUUUGAAAUAAUGACUCACUGUCAUGUCCCAUGCAGCUUUUUGAAGCAUGAAACUCGGAAUUAAGUUGUUAUAAAUCUGACUCAGAUAAACCUCUAGGUUCUGGUUUAACCGUAGAUUUCUGUUGCCUCUCGAUUUCCAUUUUAACAGUGCUUUUGAAGUUUAGACAGAAAGCUUUACCAGUUAGUUUGUGCCCUCGGUUUUUAUUCUUACAACUGCUAAAAUACCUCUGUAAGCCUUAUCUUUUAUUCUUUUCAUAUAUUGUAUAAUAAAUGUAUAGAAUUCAUUGACCAACUAAAAUGUUGGGUGUCUGGAAAUGAGACCAAAACAUGGGUUGCUUUUUUUUUUUCAUAAGAUAAUUUCUCUUGGGGGUUACUGUUCUGAAGAGCAGCUAGCCUGUAACUGUGAAUGCUUUGUGUCGUCAGUAUUUGCAUUACAUUCAUAAACGUGUGCAAGUCCUGUGACUCCCAGCUUAACUGAAAUACUGUUAUGCCACCUAACUUGAGUACAGCAAACUGGUUUUAGUUUUUAAUGGAAUUGUUGUAAACUGAUAACCCAUAAAUAAAAAGUAUUUGUGUUUGGUUUCAGAA
Sorex araneus (European shrew) is the source of this 5000-nucleotide messenger RNA. It is a transcript of the gene DCUN1D4, whose product is annotated as defective in cullin neddylation 1 domain containing 4. Gene Ontology annotation, biological process: protein neddylation; positive regulation of ubiquitin-protein transferase activity. NCBI's taxonomy places the organism in Eukaryota, Metazoa, Chordata, Mammalia, Eulipotyphla, Soricidae. The record is from RefSeq and is a predicted model, not a curated record. Bases 948 to 1646 code for a protein of 232 amino acids. The transcript is spliced from 11 exons. Gene Ontology annotation, molecular function: ubiquitin-like protein binding; ubiquitin conjugating enzyme binding; cullin family protein binding. Gene Ontology annotation, cellular component: ubiquitin ligase complex.